Messenger RNA from Erythranthe guttata (spotted monkey flower), 827 nucleotides. RefSeq lists its product as uncharacterized. The record is from RefSeq and is a predicted model, not a curated record. NCBI's taxonomy places the organism in Eukaryota, Viridiplantae, Streptophyta, Magnoliopsida, Lamiales, Phrymaceae.
AGCAACAUCUCUCCUCUCUCUCUUUCUCUCUCUAAAUCUCUCUCUCUCUCUAGAAAUCUCAUAUUUAAUUUUUUCGUCAACAAAAUUAAAUCAAUCGAAACAAUGGGACUGUCAAUUGACAACUCCGGCGACGGCGAAUGCUCCCACCCACACACACACAAGGUCUUCCUCCUCAGCAACUACAUACUCCUCGGCGCCGCCUCCAGCUGCAUCUUCCUAACACUCUCCCUCCGCCUCUUCCCCUCUCUGAUCGGCUUCCUCCUCAUCCUCCUCCAGAUCAUCACCAUCGCCGGCGCCGUCUCCGGAUGCGCCGCCGCAUCCCGCACCGCCACCUCCGCCGGGAAAUUCUACGGCGCGCACAUGGUGGCGACCGUCCUCACCGCCAUCUUCCAGGGCUCGGUAUCCGUGCUGAUCUUCACACGCCCCUCCGAUUUCCUCGGACACCUGAAAUCGUACGUGAGGGUGGACGACGGCGUCAUGAUACUGAAGCUCGCCGGCGGACUCUGCAUCCUGAUCUUCUGCCUCGAGUGGGUGGUGCUGACGUUGGCAUUCUUUUUGAACUACUAUGCUUACGUGGAGAGGAGGGGUAUUAAUGGAAAUAGCGGUUACGGAAUGAGGAGUGGCAAAGUUCAAGACGAUGAGGAUUUGAAGACGUGGCCGUGGCCCUUCCAGGUCUAGAAUAUUUGGAUUUUGUUGAAAUCAUUUAUUAAUUUAUUUAUUUAUAUUUUGGGAACUAUAUAUUUAUUUAAUUAAUUUCUAUUGUAAUGAUGUAGCGAUGGAGGAUUAUCGCUGUAAUAUAAAUAUUAUUUGAAUUUUUGGUUCAUUUA